AUGCGUGGCGCAAAGUUACAAGCGGCGUUGGUAAAACGUCGUGAAGCUGAACAGAUCAAGUAUCAAAAGUCGGCCGCUGUUGAACGAUACUACGACCAGUGGGGACGUAUCACAAGCCGGUACGAGUCAUGGACAACACCGCAGUAUUACCGGGAAGCUGAAGCAGCCUGCAGGAAGCGUGAAAAUGAAAAGAUAAAGCAGGAAGCACUGGUUGCGAAACGGAACCGGCUCAAAGAAUUGCUGCAAAAGGAAAACGAACAGCUUCAAAGGGAGAUGGAAGCUAUUUCCCGUCCGAAAUCGAAAACGUUAUCAACAGAAAUUUUGGAAGGUAUUCGUUCCCGGCUACAGAGCACUGAACACAACAAAAAGCGAAUGGACCUCGAGGCAAAUUUGUAUAGUAAAUGGCGCUUAGGUUAUGAUCGUGAUGCUGUUAUACUGGACUCGAAAACAAGCCAUCAAGCAAUGGCGAAAUUAAAUUGGAUCGAUCGACAAGUAGAGAUGCAGUUGCAAGAUGAGAAAGAUCGACGAGAUCGAGAAGAACGUGAGUUAAAGUUACACGAAGAAGUACGACGCAGAGAUGAGGUGCUUUUGGAAAAAAGUCGCAUGCGUGAGCAUGAAAUGAAGGAAUUGCGCAGCUUGCAGGAGAUGCAUAUGGUAGAACUGAAACAACGUGAAAAAGAAGCUAACGAGCAGAAGAUGUAUGAGGCACGAUUGAAAACUAAAAAGGAAGAAAUGGUCACCGAACUAGAGCAGCUCCGUGUGUACAACGACCAGCGGCGCGAUCGUGUGGUAGCGAUGCAUAACUUAAGGCGUAUCAAAAUGCUGCUACGUGAACGAUCAGAAGCGAUUCGUAAUGAUUUGCUACACGACAUUCAGCUGCUCCAACGAAUUGCAAUUGAUAGUACGGCAGCUGCCGAGAGUACAGAAGGGAUAGAGUAUUUGCGACGAAAGUUUCAGCUACAAUAUGAACUAGAGGUAGAGCAACAGAUGAUGAUCGAAAAUAUGUACGAAUCGGAAGCGAAGCACAAUCUGACAAAAUGCGAAGACAAGUGGAACAGUGAAGCGACUAUUCGCGAGCAACAGCUGAGAUGUUUGUUAGAAGAUCGGUUAAUAGAUUUUGAGACAAAACUUGUUGAAUGCACUCAACGGCAACGAGAACUGAUCGAGGUUCGAGAACAACAUAUCAAAGCCAUUGAAGGAGCAAGUCACAGGCUUAAGGAACUCAUGUCAGGCAAAUCACGCGAUGAGUACGUUACUUCAGCAAAUAACAGUCAGUUGAAGGAUAUGCUUGUUUUUCGCGAACACGACAUAAAAAAGCAACAGAGUAAAGCAAACACUAAUGAAGUCCAAAUAGAACGACGAUUAUCGACGUCACUAAGCUCGCAACGUAAUAACACAUUCAACAGUAUAUUUCCGUUUGCCACGUGCGAUGAUUUAAACCUACCCGUAAAUCGACUACACAUCGAGCAACAAAAUAGCACUCAAAAUGGUUCAAACGGGUUAAAUGUGCCUCGAUUUGGUAAAAAGAAAGUAGCAUGGUGUUAGGGAAAAAAAUCACAGCUGAGUGUUUGCGUCGACUAUAGACUCAUUUUUAAACAAAUGCCCGAUGCUAGUACUAGAGCUAGAGAAUGUGGUUUAGUGUG
This is a messenger RNA of Anopheles nili, 1643 nucleotides long. Its product is annotated as trichoplein keratin filament-binding protein. Gene Ontology annotation, cellular component: keratin filament. The transcript is spliced from 2 exons. The coding region runs from base 1 to 1545 and encodes 514 amino acids. The record is from RefSeq and is a predicted model, not a curated record. Gene Ontology annotation, biological process: apoptotic process. NCBI's taxonomy places the organism in Eukaryota, Metazoa, Arthropoda, Insecta, Diptera, Culicidae.